AUGACAAAACACCAAACAACCCAGAAUGGCUGGUCAUCCGGUCACUCCAAUGGCCAUUCAACCGGCCAGACUCCCGCUGACUAUGAGGAGAUGGGUAGAGAGCUGUUGCAAAACAUGAAGACCUAUGGAGACUAUCUGAAAUUGGAAGGCAGCGACAUGCCUUCUUUAUCACCCAGCGCAUUGGAUAAUGUUCAUUGCACGAGCGAGCCAGGUGAAGUGGCGAGGAUAAGGGUGGUUGAGCUUGCCCAGCAGAUCCUAGCAACUACAAUGGAUCCAGGCAUGAACCUUUUGAUCAAUUCUCUGCAGUUCCACUUCUGUUCAUGCUUGAAAGUAGCCGUAGACCUGAGAAUUGCUGAUAGCAUUCCUAAGGAUGGCUCAGUGUCAGUGAAAGAGCUGGCAGCUGCCACCGGAGCACAUGAGGCGCUUCUCGUCCGCAUAAUGCGAGUUCUCACUACCAAAUAUGUAUUUGCUGAGCCUGAUCGCCAUCGUUACAGCCACACAGCCAUGUCAUGGAUGAUGCGCGGAACAGAUCAAAAAUACCUCCUCAACCACAGACUAGACGAAGGCUUCCGUUCUGCCAGCAGACAAGCCGACGCUCUCAAGCUCAGUGGCUAUCGCGAACCAGUUGUUGGUGAUGAGUUUGGAUUCAACUUGGCGUUCGGAAGUGACGGUAACUUCUGGGAAUACAUUACAAAUGUCGAACCCAAGCGCGGAGCCGACUUUAACCAUGCCAUGAAGGCAGUCAACAUCAACAGCCUGAGCAUCAUCCCUGAGCUGUAUCCCUUCGACAAGCUCGCUGCUACUGGAGGCCUAAUUGUCGACGUUGGCGGCGGCUUGGGCCAAGUAGGCCGCGAGAUUCUUCAACACUAUCCCGGCAAGGGUCUGCGGUGUGUGGUCCAAGACCAAUUCGCGCCCGUCAACUCAACCAACGGGCACGCCAACGGUAAAUCCAACGGUGUCAAUGUCGACAUCUCAGCGACCUCUGACGACGACGUCACCCUACAAAGGCACAACUUCUUCGAUCCACAACCGAUCAAAGGUGCCUCGGCAUACUUCCUCCGUCACAUCUUCCACGACUGGCCCGACCACGCCUGCAUGGACAUUCUGAGACAGAUUGUCCCUGCCAUGGACAAAGAUAGAAGCCGAAUCUUGAUCUGCGAUCAAGUCAUGAACGAGCAAACGCCCACGAUUCCAUCCAUAUUGUACGAUAUUGAUAUGAUGAGCAUGUUUGGAGGCAAGGAGCGGCAGCUGUCGGAGUGGGAGAUCCUCAUAGCGAAGACGGACAACCGCCUCCGCAUUGCGGAUGUCUGGAAGUCAACUACGUCUCCUACUGCGAUUAUAGAGGUUAGACUUUGCUAG
Trichoderma aggressivum f. europaeum is the source of this 1359-nucleotide messenger RNA. RefSeq lists its product as uncharacterized. Gene Ontology annotation, molecular function: O-methyltransferase activity. The record is from RefSeq and is a predicted model, not a curated record. The coding region runs from base 1 to 1359 and encodes 452 amino acids. NCBI's taxonomy places the organism in Eukaryota, Fungi, Ascomycota, Sordariomycetes, Hypocreales, Hypocreaceae. The transcript is spliced from 5 exons.